AUGGGUUUGGUAAAGGCGGUGCUUCGCGGUGUCGUGGUUGAUUUGGAUGGGACGCUACGGAUCCCGCCCACGCUCGACCUGCGGGCGCUGAAAGCCACGGUCGCGAGCCGUGUCUACUCAUCCCCAAAGGAAGCGGAGCUGGCAUUGCAGGCGGUAGAAAGGGCUGGGAGGUCCAACAAAUGGGCACUCCCUGGGGCGGCAGAGGUAUGCAGCUUUAUCGACUCCAAGAAGCUCCGGCGCGGGAUGAUCACCCGGAGCAGCAGAAGAGACGCGGAGAAUUUCGAGGCGGGGGAGCUGGCCGUCGGUUCCAGAUUCUCGCCGAUACUUGGGAAUGAGGCCUCGGCGAUGAAGCCGUCCCCUCAGCCGCUGCUGCGCGUGUGCGAAACGUGGGGCGUCAAGCCUGGCGAAGUUUUGAUGGUGGGAGAUUCCGCGAAGGACGAUGUUGCGUGUGGGAAGAGCGCGGGGGCGAUGACUUGCUUGGUCGAUCCACUGUUUCGCUACAGGAUUGACGAGCUCCCUCUUCACCAGCGACCCGAUUUCAAGGUGCAUUCGCUCCAUGAGCUCAAGGCGCUCAUCGACGACAUGGUGUGUAUGAGACCGAGGGAGAGAUGA
This is a messenger RNA of Selaginella moellendorffii, 612 nucleotides long. Its product is annotated as haloacid dehalogenase-like hydrolase domain-containing protein At2g33255. NCBI's taxonomy places the organism in Eukaryota, Viridiplantae, Streptophyta, Lycopodiopsida, Selaginellales, Selaginellaceae. Bases 1 to 612 code for a protein of 203 amino acids. The transcript has a single exon. The record is from RefSeq and is a predicted model, not a curated record.